AUGAUGGAAAAUACAAUAUUUUGUUUGUUCCAAGAUUUCUUGCAAAAACACUUGUUUUUCUAUCCUUUUACCAUUCCUUUUAUACUUUUUGUGCUACUUUUGUACAAGAGUACUAUUACUAUUUCAAGCAAUGGAAAAAACACACCAAAAUCACCACCAAAACUACCCAUAAUAGGGAACCUUCACCAACUAGGCAAAUUACCUCAUCGUUCCCUUCACUCAUUAUCCCAAAGAUAUGGGAAGCUAAUGUUGCUCCAUUUAGGUAGCAAACCAACCCUUAUUGUAUCAUCUUCAAAAUUUGCUCAAGAAAUCUUGAAAACUAAUGAUAUUAUGUUUUCAAAUAGAAUAAAUUCUUAUAUUUCUAGUAAAUUUUUCUAUGGUGGUAAAGAUAUGUCUUUUUCACCUUAUGGGGAUUAUUGGAAACAAAUUAGAAGUACAUGUGUCACUCAACUUUUAAGUAAUAAGAAAGUACAAUCAUUAAGAUCAAUUAGAGAAGAAGAAGUUGGUUUAAUGGUUAAAAAGAUUAAGAAUUCUUGUAAUUUAGUAGUUAAUUUAAGGGAGCUUAUUAUGAUUUUCACUAAUGAUGUUAUUUGUCUUGCAUGCUUUGGAAAAAAGUAUAGUCAUGAAAACAAUGAAGGAGGUAAAAAUUUCUAUAAGCUAUUGAAUGAUGCUAUGAAGUUGCUUGGGAAUUUUAGUUUGAGAGAUGUGAGUCCUUGGCUUGGUUGGAUUGAUAAACUCAAGGGUUUGGAUGAUGAAAUCAAAAGAGUUGCACAUGGGUUGGAUGAAAUUCUUGAUAAAGUCAUAGAAGAAACUCAAAACAAAAUGAGCUCUAGAGAAAACAUUCAUGGUGGUGAUGAUAAAGAGAUGAACUUUGUGGAGAUUUUGCUUGAAUUUCAUAAGAAGAACAAAGAUGUAUUUCAACUUGAUGGUAUCAAAGCCGUUAUAAUGGAUAUGUUUGUUGGUGGGACAGACACCACUUACACAUUAAUAGAAUGGACCAUGAUCGAGCUAAUUAGACAUCCCAAAGUCAUGAAACAAUUGCAACAAGAAGUUCGAGAAACCGUAGGAGGCAACGGUAAUAAAGUUAUUUGUGAAGAUGAUCUAGAGAAACUAACGUAUUUAAAAGCAGUGGUUAAGGAAUCACUUAGGCUACACCCACCAUUUCCUCUAAUCUUCCGAUGGACAUCACAAAAUGUCAAGGUAAAUGGUUUGGAUGUCGUUGCAGGAACACAAGUUAUCGUGAAUUCAUGGGCAAUUCAAAGGGAUCCCAGUAUUUGGGAAGAACCCAAAGAAUUUCGUCCCGAGAGAUUCCUAAACAAUAAUACAUAUGAUUCAAAGGGUCAAAAUUUUCACAAUAUUCCUUUUGGUGGCGGGAGAAGAAUUUGUCCUGCGAUAUCAUUCGGUGUUAUUAAAGCCGAGUUAGUGAUUGCGACUCUUAUUUAUGAGUUUGAUUGGGAAUUACCAAGCGGAAGUUCAAUAGACAUGACCGAAAUCAAUGGUUUAGCCGUUCAAACACGAGAUCCUCCUAUGCUUAUUGCCACUCCCUUCGUAAGCGGUUGA
Messenger RNA from Amaranthus tricolor (Joseph's coat), 1560 nucleotides. Its product is annotated as cytochrome P450 736A117-like. Bases 1 to 1560 code for a protein of 519 amino acids. The record is from RefSeq and is a predicted model, not a curated record. The transcript is spliced from 2 exons. Lineage: Eukaryota; Viridiplantae; Streptophyta; Magnoliopsida; Caryophyllales; Amaranthaceae. Gene Ontology annotation, molecular function: oxidoreductase activity, acting on paired donors, with incorporation or reduction of molecular oxygen; monooxygenase activity; iron ion binding.